Purpureocillium takamizusanense is the source of this 723-nucleotide messenger RNA. RefSeq lists its product as uncharacterized. The coding region runs from base 1 to 723 and encodes 240 amino acids. The record is from RefSeq and is a predicted model, not a curated record. NCBI's taxonomy places the organism in Eukaryota, Fungi, Ascomycota, Sordariomycetes, Hypocreales, Ophiocordycipitaceae. The transcript is spliced from 2 exons.
AUGUGGCGCGCCCUGUCCGCCAUGGCCUCCUCGGCGCCUCGGCGGUUCGCUCCUCUGGCGGAGACGGCGGCGAGCGACGGCCGCCCGAAGUUGCGGGGCGUGGUCUUUGAUAUGGACGGCACGUUAUGCGAGCCGCAGACGCACAUGUUCGGGGAGAUGCGCGCCGCCCUCGGCAUCGACAAGGGCAUCGACAUCCUCGAGCACAUCGAGCAGCUCCCCCCCGCCGCUCAGCCCGCCGCCAUCGAGGCCAUCCGCGCCGUCGAGCGCCGCGCCAUGGAGUCGCAGGUGCCGCAGCCCGGCCUCGCCCGCCUCAUGUCCUACCUCGACGACCGCCGCGUCCCCAAGACCAUCUGCACCCGCAACUUCGACGUCCCCGUCCAGGGCUUCCUCGGCAAGUUCCUCGCCGGCUCCGUCUUCGACCCCAUCGUCACCCGCGACUUCCGCCCCCCCAAGCCCGACCCCGCGGGCAUCCUGCACAUCGCCCGCUCCUGGGGGCUCGUCGACGACCGCACCGGCCAGCCCGACGCCAGCGGCCUCAUCAUGGUCGGCGACAUGAUCGACGACAUGACUGCCGGGAGGUUGGCUGGCGCUGCCACCGUCUUGCUCGUCAACGAUGUGAACCGCGCCAUUGCCGAUCACGCCCACACUGACUUGGUCAUUGACAAGCUGGAUGACCUUGUGGCCAUCUUGGAAGAGGGCUUCGAGGGCCGUGAGAUUGUUUAG